GAUCUCUCUACCUAUUUAUAGAUCCGUAUCUCUGGGCUCAUUCAAUAUACAUGAUGAGUGAAGACCGGAGUGGACCUUUCCAUUUUCCUCCAAACAUGAAACAUAAUCGCAAUAUACUGAUUCUCCCGAGAUACUGCUCAAUUGAGGCAAGAAUUGAAAACCCUUUUGCGAAAAUGGCCCAAAAAGUGGUCUUCAAUGAGACCCUUAUCAAGUACGCACGCCUAGACAUUGGGGAGCCUCAGUUGAGGAAGGAGGUUGAGGAGCUGUUAGAAGGUAAAUUCCGAACUCUUGGCCGUCAUAGAUCUUUCCUGUCUUCUGGGAGACAUCGUAUUGAUCUUAGAAUCAGGUCAUCUAAUGGUAUGCCACUGCAGCUCCGGUCCCCUGAGUUUGACAUCCUAUGGUCUGGUUUUCGGAGGUCUUUGCGUGAUUGGUUCCGUAAUAGGAGGUUUCAGACAAGCUCCAUGAUUGACUUUUUCUAUGAAGUGAAGGCUUUAAUUGAUAAGCAUAACGGGAAAACAGAGAAGAGGAACAAGAAGAGGAGGUACAGUUCAUGUGCUGUGGUGGGGAAUAGUGGGAUUCUAUUGAAUAGUGAGCAAGGGAAGUUGAUCGAUGGCCAUGAGGUUGUGAUCCGUUUAAACAAUGCCAAGAUCGAAGGGUAUGAGCGAAAUGUGGGCUCGAAAACAAGCAUUUCGUUUGUGAAUAGCAACAUAUUGCAUCUGUGUGCCAGAAGGGAAGGGUGUUUUUGUCAUCCUUAUGGCCCAAAUGUGACGAUCAUUAUGUACAUUUGUCAGCCAGUCCAUUUCUUCGACUACAUGUUGUGCAAUUCGUCUUUCAAGGCACCUUUGAUUGUCACCGACCCACAAUUUGAUUUGUUGUGUUCUAUGAUUGUAAAGUACUAUUCUUUGAAACGGUUUGUGGAGGUUUCGGGGAAGAAUGUGGAUGAAUGGGGGGCUUCACAUGGUGGGGUUAAUUUCCAUUACUCUUCGGGUAUGCAGGCUGUUAUGCUGUCUUUGGGAAUGUGUGAGGAAGUUAGCAUUUUCGGGUUUGGGAAAUCGGCCUCAGCCAAGCAUCAUUACCACACUAAUCAGAAGGCUGAGCUCAAGCUGCAUGACUAUGAGGCAGAGUAUGAUUUGUAUGGGGAUUUGGUGGAGAGGCCUCAGCUAGUUCCCUUCCUUCCCGAUAAGUUCACGGUCCCACGUGUUUCUAUAUACCGAUGAUCGCAAGGUAAUGGGAGAGAUUUUCUGUCUAAAGACUUUAAAUCACUUUAAUUCAUCAAUGCCCUGAAUUUAUCCAACCUCUGAUGAGGUGCAAGCCAAGUGUAGAAUGUAAUGUCAAUUGCUGAAUUGUACCCUUUUUUUAGUACUUCCAAGUUCUCAAAUAGAUAGUGUUUUGCUGG
Cuscuta campestris is the source of this 1396-nucleotide messenger RNA. Lineage: Eukaryota; Viridiplantae; Streptophyta; Magnoliopsida; Solanales; Convolvulaceae. The record is from the annotation of a GenBank genome assembly.